UAAGAAAGGCAUUUCAUAAAUGUUGUCAUUUUUGAUUGAGUAAUUCCAUAAAUGUCCUUUGUAAACUACUAUUAAUGUGCAAUAAUUGAAAGCACAUUGUAUUUGGAAUAGAAUAUAAUUUCUCAACUCUGGCUUUACCUCUAACUGAUGAUACACCUUUGAGCAAGUUGCUUUAUCUGAAUUCUUUGGAUUGGAUUUUGUGGAAAACAAGAGUCCUUAACUUUUAGCACGAAAGCUUUAUUUAUAUUUUAUACUAAUCAGUCCUUAACCUGCAUUUGGUUAUUUUUAGGAAGAGGAACUACUAAGUUUAAAAAGUGUUAUGUUUGUGUAAAAGGAGAAUUUGAGAACAUGUUAGGGACUACUCACCAGAAGUAGUAAAACUGUCUCUUGUUGAAAAAUCAUCAAGGAAUUUUAUGUUAGUCUGUUUUAUGCUGCUAUAACAGAAUACCAGAGACUGGGUAAUUUAUACAGAACAGACAUUUAUUUUAUAACAGUUCUGGAGACUGGGAAAUCCAAGAUGAAAAUACCAACAUUGGGUGUCUGAGGGCCUUCUUGUUGCAUCCUCAGAUGGUAGAAGGCAGAAGGGCAGGAGAGCAAGCUAGUCCCAUGUGUGAAGCCUCAUUCAUCAGGACCUUAAUCCCAUUAAGGAGGAAGGAGCCCUCUUGGCCUGAUCUCCUCUUAAAGGUCCUACCUCUUAAUAUCAUCACAUUAGAAACACCUGAAUUUUGGAGGGAACACAUACAAAUGGUAGCAAAUUUAGUAGAGCAAUUUCCAACGACAUUGAACCUAGGCCAGUUGUCAGCUCUGGAUAUAAUUUUAGAUGUUUUUAGGCUCUGAAGCUUUGCAUUUACAUUCAAACUUCGGAACAAAGAUCUUUGUCUCUGCAUUGACCAAAUAGAAGGACAUAGAAGACUGAGAUCACUGCGAGAUGAAAGAAGAGCCUAUUAGUGGGAAAAAGUUGGAGGAUGAAGGAACUGAAAAAGAACAUUUGGCAGUAGUAGAGAAAAUUAGGAAGACUGAAAGGCAAGACCAUUUGAAUGUGGUUGACCCUGAUAGUCCUUUGUACAGUGAUCUUCAGAUCUUAAAAGAAAAAGAAGGCAUAGGAGAUAUUUUGCUGAACUUACCUUUUAAGGUAUGUAUUGGGUGGAGGAGCAUUAUGUAUGGAACUUCUCACAAAAACAGGGCUGAAGCAGUGCUCACUCAAGAACCGGUCAUCGCAGCAAAGAAAUGCCACGUGACUCAAAGGCAAAGCCAGAGGCAGCUUGGAGCAAAGAAGGCAAACACGCUACAGUUGUAA
Messenger RNA from Chlorocebus sabaeus (green monkey), 1297 nucleotides. The record is from RefSeq and is a predicted model, not a curated record. NCBI's taxonomy places the organism in Eukaryota, Metazoa, Chordata, Mammalia, Primates, Cercopithecidae.